AGCAGCAGCAGCAGCAGCAGCAGCAGCAUCCAGGGACUCCCGGGAGCUAAAACUCAAGACCCGACCAGCAGCUCCAGCAGCUUCCUGAAGCAUCCGUCCAUCUGCAAACCAGGCUCCAAACCGUGACACAAUGAAAGUGGCUGUUGUUUUCGUCCUGCUCUUCGCCACGGUUCUCUGCCAGCCGGUGAGGAAGGUGUCCAUCAGCAGUUCGGAGAGCUCUGAAGAAGUGGCGAGACGGCCAGCGCCUCCGGCCGUGAAGAAACAGGCACUCCUGGCUCCUCAGACUCGAGCAGGACCUGCGCAGGGUGUUGCAGCCGCCGCCGAGUCAGACGAGAGCGCCGAGAGUUCGGACGAGGACGGAGCUCCUGUCCAGCCCGACAGCGCGGACACGACCUCGGCUCCGGACACCGCCUCUGUCGACAGCGACGAAGACGAUGACGACGACGAAACAGAGGAGGAUGAAACCGAGGAGGACGAGAACGAAUCCAGCGACAGCUCGGACUCCGAGUCCGGCGAGUCCUCCACCGCCUCGCCCACAGACGUCCCCGUGGUGGUCACCGACGAGCCGGCGGCGGAGACCACCGUGGAGCCCAUCGAGCCCACCAUCGUCACGGACGUGGACAACGGCCGCGGCGACAGCCUGGGCUACCCCAGCGACUACAAGUCCAUCAUCUACGUAGAGGACAAGUCCUACCACAAGGCCCCCGCUCCCUACAAGUCCUACGAGUACAUGGGGAAGAAGACGGCCUACGACAUGACCGACGGCAACGAGGUGGAGAAGUCUCUGAAGGUGUACAAGGUACAGGCUCUUCAGAUCCACUCUGACCUCCUGGAGGAGGACACCAGCACCCCCGAGGUGGAGAGCCAGGGCCUGGACCCCCGCCAGGCCUCCCUCCCCGGGGAGGAGGAGAUCGUGAGCACCACUGAAGCCACCACCAGCGAGAGCUCCAGCACCCCCGAGGAGGAGGAGGAGGAGGAGGAAGAGGAGAGCACCAGCGCCGCCACCGACAGCGCCAGCACCAGCCAGGAGUCCGACGACGACGAGAGCCAGAGCAGCGAGGAGGCCACGGCCACGCCCGGGGCCGCCGACAGCGACGACGACGACGACGACUCGGACGAGAGCGAGUCGUCGGAGGAGGCCACGGCCGCCCCCGACGCCACCACUGACAUGCCAGUCGUCAUCACUGCCAAAUAAGCUCCGCCCACACGAGAGAUGGUGUGGAUGGCGGCGCUAGAUUGACAGGAAAAAAAAGCGCACACUGCAAAUGUUUUCCACUGCAGGACCAAACAGGGACGACUCGUUUUGUAUUUACCAAAAGUUUUUUCUGCCAUUUGUUUGUGAAUCUCAGAGAGGAGACAUGCUUUAUUUAAAUAAACCAAUAAUUCAUGCAUCCUGUGGUACAGAGGUCCUGGUAAAUUGAAGGAUUGAUUCCGCAGGGGGCGGGGGGAAUUAAAAGCUCAAUUCGUCGAAUGUGGAAAAUAAACUGCUACUUAGAGCAGAAGGUCAGAGACCUCCUGACCUUAAGCCCGCUCUGCCUCCGCAGGGCACGAGGUCAAAUCUGAAAAAGCAAGCGAAGACGCUGAGUCCUGAUAUCUGCACUAGCACACCACUAUUUAAUCAUUACUCCAUAACUGCCAUCAGCAUCGUUCCGUGUGCUUUUGAAAUAAUUUAACUCCUUGUAAUCACUUUGAGGAUAACAGAUUUUAGACUUGACAUCCGUUUUUUUUCCCGCUACAUCGCUUAGCUUUCUCGCUCGCUACUCGCUAAGUAUGCUAGUGUAGAUAAAAGGAUGCUAAAUAAGGAAAGUGCAGGUUUCAGUCAGGUGAAGACGCAACACACGAAUACAAACAAACCAGUCCUGUUGAUUUGCACAGUUUUUCUAUCUACACUACAUGUUGUUUGUCCCAUGUUGUUUACUGUAAUGUAUCAUAUUGUACCAUUUCUGAAGUCUUAAUAAAUUCUUUUUCAUAAAA
Molecule: messenger RNA, 1974 nt
Organism: Salarias fasciatus (jewelled blenny)
Lineage: Eukaryota; Metazoa; Chordata; Actinopteri; Blenniiformes; Blenniidae
Gene: spp1
Product: secreted phosphoprotein 1
Exons: 7
Coding region: 131-1195 (354 amino acids)
Biological process (GO): ossification; cell adhesion
Source: RefSeq, a predicted model, not a curated record